Molecule: messenger RNA, 1011 nt
Organism: Aspergillus ruber CBS 135680
Lineage: Eukaryota; Fungi; Ascomycota; Eurotiomycetes; Eurotiales; Aspergillaceae
Product: slipin family protein
Exons: 3
Coding region: 1-1011 (336 amino acids)
Cellular component (GO): plasma membrane
Source: RefSeq, a predicted model, not a curated record
AUGUCUGCUUCUACUGAUACUGGCAAGCACGUCGCGCAGAAUGAGGGCGAUCGACGGACUGGUGGUCUGGUCAACGUGCAACCUCCGCGACCCGAUGACUUACAGCCCAAAUACGCCCACCAAAUCGAAGAGGAUGGCCAGAAUCCCGCUGCGCAUGGCUGGUAUGCGGGUAUGAUUCAUGGCUUGGGUUCGAUUCUCGGUUGUAUGGGUGCUAUUCCUUGCUGUUUCUGCUGCCCCAACCCUUUUAAGCCGAUCGAGCAGGGUGAAGUUGGUCUGGUUUCCAAGUUUGGGCGAUUCGAACGAUCCGUGGACCCCGGUCUCGUCAAGGUCAACCCUCUCAGUGAGGACCUCAAGACCGUCGACGUCAAAGUUCAGAUCGUUGAAGUUCCGCGCCAGAUCUGCAUGACCAAAGACAACGUUUCGCUUACCUUGACCUCCGUCAUCUACUACCAAGUCACCUCGCCCCACAAGGCUGCCUUUGGCAUUACGAACAUCAAACAGGCGCUUAUCGAACGAACCCAGACAACACUGCGCCAUGUGAUCGGUGCACGCGUGCUGCAGGAUGUCAUUGAGCGUCGCGAGGAGAUCGCUCAGUCGACUUCAGAGAUUAUUGAAGAUGUCGCUGCUACCUGGGGUGUUUUAGUCGAGUCCAUGCUGGUCAAGGAUAUCAUCUUCAGUGAUGAGUUGCAGGAUUCGCUCUCCAUGGCUGCUCAGUCUAAGCGGAUCGGUGAGAGUAAGGUUAUUGCUGCUCGUGCGGAGGUUGAAUCGGCCAAGUUGAUGCGUCAGGCCGCCGACAUCCUCUCGUCCGCCCCUGCCAUGCAAAUUCGCUACCUCGAGGCAAUGCAAUCUAUGGCCAAGACCGCCAACAGCAAGGUCAUCUUCUUGCCUGCGGUUAAUCAAACUGUGCAACAACAACUUAACACCGCCGACAGCGUGGGCGAAGGGCCCAGCAAAUACCAAGACGACGGGUUCCAACGUGCCGUGAACUCCCGUGUUGUCGAGGACAUCUAA